AUGAAGACCUUCUUGGCAAUAUCCGUGACCUUGUUGGUUGGAUUCUGUGACGCAGGAUGUUGUGGUUGUGUUGGGAAGCCUCAAUAUGGAUUUGUACUAGUAACACCUUAUGCAUUAGAUUUAUCGAAAAUUAACGCAGACACGGUAUCUACAUCCUCUGGAAAAUCAGGAACAGUCUCAUAUAAUGUAUAUUCGGCGCAACCAGGUGUCAAAAUAGCUUCUGUAUCAGAUGGUAAAACUGAAAUUUGGAAGGCCAAAGAGGGUGAAACUUGCAAAACUGUAAGUGAAUCCACCACUUUAAUCCCAAAGAUCCUUGCAAUAUGUAUAGGGAAGGACGGUGAAGUUAAUCUAGAGUGUUUUGAGAAGGUUGGUGAAGAAUGGAAGAGUAUUACAGAAAAAGAGUUUACAAAUAGAAUCAAGGGAACGACUAGUAAACCUCAUACAAUAUAG
Theileria equi strain WA is the source of this 450-nucleotide messenger RNA. RefSeq names its product signal peptide-containing protein. Bases 1 to 450 code for a protein of 149 amino acids. The transcript has a single exon. NCBI's taxonomy places the organism in Eukaryota, Apicomplexa, Aconoidasida, Piroplasmida, Theileriidae. The record is from RefSeq and is a predicted model, not a curated record.